Oncorhynchus masou masou (cherry salmon) is the source of this 1965-nucleotide messenger RNA. RefSeq names its product sorting nexin 7 (gene snx7). Gene Ontology annotation, biological process: autophagy of mitochondrion; reticulophagy; piecemeal microautophagy of the nucleus. The record is from RefSeq and is a predicted model, not a curated record. The transcript has 10 exons. Gene Ontology annotation, cellular component: phagophore assembly site; early endosome. Gene Ontology annotation, molecular function: phosphatidylinositol binding. The coding region runs from base 90 to 1493 and encodes 467 amino acids. Lineage: Eukaryota; Metazoa; Chordata; Actinopteri; Salmoniformes; Salmonidae.
UCAAAUUCUGAAAUUAUACUGAGUUUCAGCAGCAGCGACUGCUGAUGAUGUCCCCGUAGCCUACACUGUCGGUGUAAAUCUGGGCAGCUAUGAGUAGAACUAUCGACGCUGUUGUGUCCCCCACCCAAACAAAUACAAUACCUGCCGACAUCUCCGGACAGAUGUUAGAUCUAGACGAGGACGACGAUUUAGAAGUUUUCAGCAAGGAUUCGACUCUUGCAGACGGGAAUAUGUUCAACGCCUCAAUGCCGACAUCCCCAGGCUCCAUGGUCAACCAGUGUAAGUUUGAGGAGGACGAGGAGAGUGACUCUAAAGACAUCUUCAUUACUGUGGACAACCCAGAGAGUCAUGUGACUGCCAUUGAGACCUUCAUCACCUACAGAGUUCUGACCAAGACCACACGGAGUGAGUUUGACAACUCUGAGUACGAAGUCCGCAGGCGCUACCAAGACUUCCUCUGGCUCAAAGGGAAACUGGAGGAUGCCCACUCAACUCUCAUUGUUCAUCCUCUGCCAGAGAAGUUUGUGGUGAAGGGGAUGGUGGAGAGGUUCAAUGGUGAUUUCAUCGAGACACGGAGGAAAGCUCUCCACAAGUUCCUUAAUCGCGUUGCUGAUCACCCCAUUCUGUCCUGCAGCGAAGACUUCAAAGUCUUCCUUAGUGCUCAGGCCUGGGAGCUGACAACCUAUAAGAAGCAAGGACCGGGGUUCCUGAGCAGGAUGGGGGAAACGGUGCGAGCGGUGGCUAACUCAGUCAGAUGGGUGAAGAACCGGCCAGAGGAGUUCACCGCCAUCCAGGAGUACGUGGAGGAUUUCAGCAACAAGAUCGGCUCCCUGGACAAAGUCACCCAGAGGAUCGUCAAAGAACAGAAAGAGUACCUGGAGGAGCUAAAGGAGUACGGGCCCACCUACACCCUGUGGUCGGGCUCGGAGGAGGAGCUGGCAGAGCAGUUGAAAGGUGUAGCCGGCUGUAUGGAGAGGUGCUGUAAAGAGACAGAGGAACAGGUCGGCCAUCUCUCAGACACCCUGGUGCCUGUUUUACACGAGUAUGUCCUGUGUGCUGAGACACUCAAGGCAGUAUUGAGACGGAGGGAUAUCAUUCAGGCGGAAUUUGAGGCCAAGAAUGAAGCUCUGGCCACCAAGAAAGUUGACCGAGAUGCAGAGUCUAGUGAUCUAGGUUUUGUGUGGGGGAGCCUGCUGGGUAAAAACCCUGAAGAAGCCAGACAUCAGAGGCAGGAGAGACUUGAUGUGGAGAUUGAAGAGCUGAAGGAGGAGAUUGAUAAACUGGAGGACCGUGUGGAAUGGGCCAACAACGCUCUGAAGGGGGACUGGGGCCGAUGGCAGAGGAGCAUGAGAGGAGACCUUAAAUCAGCCUUCCUCUCCACCGCAGAGAAGAACGUGGACUACUACGAGAAGUGUCUGGCAGUGUGGGAGACCUUCCUUCUCUCCCAGAGAACAGAACCCAGCGAGGAGACUGACAGAGACAACACCCCCUAACCUCCACGAUGCACUUCUUCUCUAUUACGCAACCCUCUGCCUACCACCCCCUACCCAGGGGGCACAGCCAAAGACAUCUUCCAGCACAACUCGGAGGACUCCUGGAAUUGAACCCUAAUCAUUCCAAUGAAGCUUCACUUUAAAGUCACUUUAGCACAGACUGUGAUAAAUCUGAGAGAUCUUUAAAUAUGCAUGAUCAGCCAGCCGCUGCCUUAGGGCUUCUGUAUGUACAGCCCUGGAUCUGAGGGUAGAUAUACUGAAUACACUGAUGGAUCCCCCAUGAUUUUCACAGCAAUACGAUGACAUACUUUACUUGUUUACCUGUUUUACAAUGACUCACUAUGGUAUUUUGAUAACAGAAAAUAAACUAAAGAGUGCCACAUUUAUUUUAUACUAUACACAUUUUUCUCUUUGUAAAGCUUUAAAUUGGGUUUUUAAGAUGUUGGCAUAAUAAAUGGAUUGCUACAUUGCA